AUGCACGAGGCCCUCCGCCUCGCGGAGCGGUCUCGACAAAAGGAAAAAAACGCCCUUCUGGGGGAGUUGCAACGCCUCGAACGGCGAUACGAGCCGACGGUGCGGGGGCUCCAUUCCGAUCUCGAAACCUAUCGGCGAAAGACGCAAUCGGAGCGCCACUCCCACGAGGAGGCGCUGCAGGAAAAACAAGCCCGCGUGGAGGCGCUCGAGGCGGCGUUGCGGCGGGAAAAACUCCUACGGAAACGAGCGGAGGAGCGGCAUCGGUUGGAGAUGGAAGGGGUGCAAAGCGAGCUCGAUUUGAUGCGGCAGUCGCUGCGGCAGAUGGAGAAGAAGGUGUUCUUUCGCAACGCCCUCGAGGAGGCCGCCGCGUCGGCGGAGCAGCCGCCCAUCGAGGACUAUCACUUUCGGUAUUAA
Molecule: messenger RNA, 414 nt
Organism: Phytomonas sp. EM1
Lineage: Eukaryota; Euglenozoa; Kinetoplastea; Trypanosomatida; Trypanosomatidae
Source: the annotation of a GenBank genome assembly